Molecule: messenger RNA, 1671 nt
Organism: Lycium barbarum (goji berry)
Lineage: Eukaryota; Viridiplantae; Streptophyta; Magnoliopsida; Solanales; Solanaceae
Product: histidine decarboxylase-like
Exons: 6
Coding region: 131-1519 (462 amino acids)
Biological process (GO): carboxylic acid metabolic process
Molecular function (GO): pyridoxal phosphate binding; carboxy-lyase activity
Source: RefSeq, a predicted model, not a curated record
UAGGAGAUGGUUGGUGCACAAACCAUUGAUCUUUUAGAGCUAUAUAAACCCAAGAUAUAUGAACAAAAUUCAGUCAGCAGUUGGUUUUCCAUUCUAAGCAAACAAAAAACUUAAUUUGUGCUCCACAAGAAUGGGUAGCCUCUCCUUUGAAAUGGAAUUUGAACCAUCGGCCAUAACACCUAGAGGUUUAACGCCACACCGUUUGUUUCCGAAUGGCGAUUACAAAAGACAGAAGGUGGCACCACCUGCAGGCCCAAGGAAGAACUUGCAGCUUGAAGUCAUGGAGCCUAGCUUGCAAAGUGAUGGUCCCUCCUUGGACUCAAUUGUGGUCAAUUAUUUAGACACGCUUACCCAACGAGUCAAUUUUCAUUUAGGUUAUCCGGUGAACAUAUGCUAUGAGCACUAUGCAACUUUAGCACCACUUUUGCAAUUUCACCUAAAUAAUUGUGGUGAUCCUUUCAUUCAGAACACUGUGGAUUUUCAUUCAAAAGACUUCGAAAUGGCUGUUUUGGAUUGGUUUGCCCAAUUAUGGGAAAUCGAAAAGGACCAAUAUUGGGGUUAUGUUACUAAUGGUGGCACUGAAGGCAAUCUCCAUGGUAUUUUGAAUGGGAGAGAGCUACUCCCUGAUGGAAUAUUAUAUGCGUCAAAAGACUCUCACUACUCAGUCCCCAAAGCUGCAAGAAUGUAUAGAAUGGAUUUGGAAACGAUCAACACAUCAGUAUAUGGGGAGAUGGAUUAUUCAGAUUUAAGAGCAAAGUUACUCCAAAAUAAGGGCAAACCAGCAAUUAUAAAUGUCACAAUUGGAACUACCUUCAAAGGAGCCGUUGAUGACCUUGAUGUUAUUCUUCAAACGCUCAAAGAUUGUGGCUAUUCACAGGAUAUGUUUUACAUCCACUGUGAUGCAGCACUAUGUGGGCUUAUGUUCCCCUUUAUAAACAAUAUGAUUAGUUUCAAGAAGCCAAUUGGAAGUGUCACAAUUUCUGGUCACAAGUUUUUAGGAUGCCCAAUGCCUUGUGGUGUCCAAAUAACAAGAAAAAGCUACAUCAAUAAUCUCUCAAGAAAUGUGGAGUACAUUGCUUCUGUAGAUGCUACUAUUUCUGGUAGUCGUAAUGGCUUAACUCCAAUUUUCUUGUGGUAUAGUUUGAGCGCUAAAGGUAAAACUGGCCUACAAAAAGAUGUUACAAGAUGUCUGGACAAUGCCAGAUAUUUGAAAGAUCGCCUUCAGCAGGCAGGGAUAAGUGCCCUGCUAAAUGAGCUUAGCAUCAUAGUCGUACUUGAAAGGCCUCAUGACCAUGAAUUUGUCCGUCGUUGGCAACUUUCAUGCGUCAAAGAUAUGGCACAUAUUAUUGUUAUGCCAGGCAUCACCCGAGAAACGCUUGAUGAUUUCAUCACUGAUCUAGUGCAACAAAGAAAACUGUGGUACCAAUACGGGAAAGCCAAGCCUCCUUGUAUUGCAGAUGAUAUUGGUGCUCAAAAUUGUGCAUGCUCUUAUCAUAAGAUUGACUACAUUAGUCCUUAGAAGGCAAAUUAAGAAGACAAGAGAUGCCAUUUAUUAAUUCUUUAUGACUUCAUUUUAAAGUCCCACAUUCAAGGUGAUUUAUAUACCUGAUUGUACUACUGGACGACAUAAUUGUAACAUUUUUUUAAUAAAAACAAUUUAACACUCUUUUA